Morchella sextelata is the source of this 1074-nucleotide messenger RNA. RefSeq lists its product as uncharacterized. Gene Ontology annotation, molecular function: phosphate transmembrane transporter activity. The record is from RefSeq and is a predicted model, not a curated record. The coding region runs from base 1 to 1074 and encodes 357 amino acids. Lineage: Eukaryota; Fungi; Ascomycota; Pezizomycetes; Pezizales; Morchellaceae. Gene Ontology annotation, cellular component: mitochondrial inner membrane. The transcript is spliced from 3 exons. Gene Ontology annotation, biological process: mitochondrial phosphate ion transmembrane transport.
AUGCCCGGCCUCACCUUCCCCGACCCCGCCGUCCGCCCCGCCGCACAGCUCUACCCCUACGCCUCCGUCUCCGCCGAAGCGCACAAGCUCUCCGCCGAAGCCCAAGCCGAGUUCGACAAGGCGUCGAAAGCCGCCCAGCGCAAAGCCGGCCCCAUCGAGCUCUACUCGCCCAAAUUCUACGCCGCGUGCACGCUCGGCGGCCUCUUCGCCUGCGGCCUAACGCACGCCGCCGUCACCCCUCUCGACCUCAUAAAGUGCCGGCGUCAAGUCAACUCCGCCCUCUACCCCUCCAACUGGCAAGCCUUCCUCACCAUCACGCGCACCUCCGGGCUACGCGGCAUCUUCACCGGCUGGUCGCCCACACUCUUCGGCUACAGCGCGCAGGGCGCGUUCAAAUACGGCGGCUACGAGUUCUUCAAGAAGACGUACAGCGACGCGGCCGGCGAGGCUGCGGCGGCCAAGUACAAAACGGGGAUAUACCUUGCGGCCAGCGCGAGCGCCGAGUUCAUCGCGGACGUGGCGCUGUGCCCGUGGGAGGCCGUCAAGGUGCGCAUGCAGACGGAGGAGCGCAGCCCGUACCGCGGCGCCGUGCAGGGCGUGCGGAGCGUGGUGGCGGAGGAGGGGGUCGCGGGCCUGUACAAGGGGCUGUAUCCGCUGUGGGGGAGGCAGAUCCCUUACACAAUGAUGAAGUUCGCCUCGUUCGAGAAGGUGGUUGAGGCCAUCUACACCAAGCUGCCGGGGCGCAAGGACGACUACGGCAAGGGCGCGCAGGCCGCCGUCGCCUUCACGGGCGGCUACAUCGCCGGCAUCCUGUGCGCCGUCGUGUCGCACCCGGCCGACGUCAUGGUGAGCAAGCUCAACUCGGGCGGGCGCAAGCCCGGCGAGGCGUUUGGCGCGGCCGUGGGGAGGAUGUAUGGGCAGAUUGGGUUCGCGGGGCUGUGGAACGGGCUGCCGAUGAGGAUCCUGAUGGUCGGGACGCUGACGGGAAUGCAGUGGCUGCUGUAUGAUGGGUUCAAGAUCUUCUUUGGGCUGCCGACGACGGGGGGCGCAGAGGAGAAGCAGAAGAAGGAGUAG